Molecule: messenger RNA, 1646 nt
Organism: Egretta garzetta (little egret)
Lineage: Eukaryota; Metazoa; Chordata; Aves; Pelecaniformes; Ardeidae
Gene: CFAP410
Product: cilia and flagella associated protein 410
Exons: 6
Coding region: 1-771 (256 amino acids)
Biological process (GO): cytoskeleton organization; mRNA splicing, via spliceosome
Cellular component (GO): U4/U6 x U5 tri-snRNP complex
Molecular function (GO): protein binding
Source: RefSeq, a predicted model, not a curated record
AUGCGGAGCCAAGAAGAGAGCACAAACCCCACCAAGGAAUUAACGAGUCUGGAUCUCAUCACGGCUGAGUAUGUGACAAGCCGCGAGCCUGGGGAGCUGGUGAUAUCGGUAUGUCGGGAUUUGCCCAACAUCGAGGUGAUCACGUUCAGUGUGAAUGGCAUCUCAGACCUCGAGCCUCUGAAUCAGUGCCAGAAUCUGAGUGAACUCUAUCUGAGGAAGAACAACAUCGCAAGCCUAAAUGAGCUCUUCUACCUCAAAAACCUACCCCGGCUGAGGGUCCUGUGGCUGUCUGAAAAUCCCUGUUGUGGGUCGGACCCCCACCGCUACCGAAUGACGGUGCUGCGUAACCUACCCAGCCUGCAGAAGCUUGAUAACCAAGCUGUGACAGAGGAAGAACUGUCCCAGGCCCUGGUUGAUGGUGAGGAGAUCACAGCCCCACCAGUCAGGAGGAGCGUGGAGAACGGCUGCCCUGAGUCCGCUGAAUCCAGUGCUGCUGAUGCCACAAAGGAGACGGAGAGUGAACUGCUGAACUUCAGUCUGGAGGAGACAAACAAAAUUCGAGAGGAGCUUGGUAUGAAGCCUGUUCCCAGGGAUAAAUUUUCCUCCUUUUCACCUCGCGAGACAGACUGCAACCGGAAGAAGAGAAACAAUGUCCUGAAUGCCAUCCUGCUUCUCAUGAAGGAACUGGACGCGGAGGGGCUGGAGAUCGUCCAGCAGACGGUGGGGAGGAGGCUCCAGGCCUUUCGGAAGAAGGAGCUGCAGGAGGAAUGACGGUCCCCACCACAAACCUCCCUGGAGCCCCAGACCCACAGUGCCGUUAUUCCCACACAUACCCGGCUACAGCCAAAGCCUCAGUGUUUUCCGCUGCGCUUCCCCAGCGGAGGGGCUGGGACAGGGCACUGCUGGCUGCCCCUACAGCUCCUGCCAUCGCCUCUGGCUGCGCAUAUCAUGCUGGGGCUGGCAGCACCCGAUCUGGCUCUCGGGAGCUUUCCUGCUUGCGUAGCAGGCUCCGUUAACAUUUGUAUCUCGUGUCGCUGGGGCUGUUUGGUGGGAGCUGCAGAGGAAUCAGCAAAGCAAAAGCGAGCAGGGCUGCAGCAAGAGGUGCUGCUGUGCUGUGCGAUCGAAGGGGGAUGGCAGAGCUGGCUGACGGCUAGAAAGGUUGUGGCUUGUCGGUGGCUUGUCAGGCUAACCCUCUGCCAGCCUCUGUGUGUAGCAGACUCUGAAAGCAGCUUCUACCACAAAAGUUUGGUUUUUGUGAAGUCUGUUGGGGAGACGCUGCCUGAAAUGAUCACCAAGAACUGUCUGGUACAGAUUGUGUCUGUCAAAUUCUUAAUUUACCUUUGACUCCUGACUUCUGGUCCUCGUUAGCACAUGAAGCAUCUGACUUGGUGGUCAGAUGGCCCAAAGAAAAUCUCGGUGCAGCCUAGGUGAAACAGAAAUUACUGUCUUGCAGAUCCUGAAUGCUCAGCUCUACUCUCACCCCCACAUGCCCCUGCAGGCAUUAGAGCCGCUUAAGGAAACUUAACGUCAGAAUAAAAAAGCCCCUGUGCGUUUUGCAGUUAGGAAUAAAACAAGCCAAGCGUUACUGUCCGGUUUGCGCAGGCGUUGGGGUGUGUCUCUUUUAACUGAAAAAGCUGCAUUUACUA